UGAUCCGGUUGGUCAUCCUGACGUUUGACCGCGGGAUUUUGCACAAUUAUUUCUGAAUGAUGAUUUUCUCUUACAUGUUUCAGUGAUUUUGUUGCUUAUUUUGGUUUAUUUUGUUUUUUUUCACUCAUUUGCAUACUUGUUUGCAUGAAAAUGCAUAAACAAAAUUGAAAAUGGCGGAUUUCGUACUAAUUUUUUUUUUUUCAGAGCGAAAGGGAAAGCCGUGAGAAUGCCUUGCUCUGUGGCUCACUAUCUCCAGCACAAAUGGCACCAGCCGAAGUGGCACCAGUCCAAGUGGCACCAGUCCAAGUGCCUCCAGCCCAGAUGCCACCAGCACAAGUCCGCAGCAGUCUGCUGCAAAUUCCCCACGGCUACCGUCGUACGGAGCAUAUCCAUCAGCUGAUGGAGAAUUUACAGCAACAAAUGGAUGUUCUGCAAAGGCAGGCUGAAGAAGCCGAUAAAGAGGAAGGACGAGGAGCAGGACAACAAGAGAUCGGACGAGCAAGAGAUCAAUGGGCAGGACGAGGAAGAGAACAAGGAGCAGGUCGAGGAAGAGGACAAGCGGCAGGGCGAGGAAGCAGGGGACCAGAGAGGAAGAAUCGAGAAGGAAAAAAAAGGAGAAGCGGGAUGCGGCGUAAGUGGUGUUUACACACACACACAGGCACACACAUUCAUCUUUCCCGGCUACAUGAUUUAUGUAAUAUCUGUUGCCUGCUUGUUAAUUGUAAUAACCUUUCUCCUUCAGCUAUUGGAAAUCACAAUAUUUUCAAUCCAGGAAUGAUCGUCGAGGUCCUCCACCUCCUCCUGGAGCAGGUCAAGGCAUGUUUGGCAAAGGCUCAGUGUUUUAUUUGAAUUGUGGAUAAAAUACUGAGUCUUGCUUUUAUUAGUUCCUACCCUCUCUGAUAUCAUAGCAUAUUUUUCAUAUUUUCCUAAAUCCAAGUAAGUCUCAAUUGCCCCAUUUCCUUGAAAUUGAAUUAAUAAUCAAUAUUUUUAACUUUAUUUCUCUCUUUCAGGUUUUCAUAUCUAUAUAUU
Molecule: messenger RNA, 1029 nt
Organism: Diachasmimorpha longicaudata
Lineage: Eukaryota; Metazoa; Arthropoda; Insecta; Hymenoptera; Braconidae
Exons: 2
Coding region: 262-849 (195 amino acids)
Source: RefSeq, a predicted model, not a curated record